ACCUAACCCGCAAUUUAAACUUUCUUGUCUUGUUUGUUGAUAUUCUGGUUGAUUCUGGUCUUGGAUGGCGGUGUCGGCCCACAUUUUGCAGUUUUCGACAACCAAAUUAAGACAAAUUUGCCAAUUGAAAACUGUGCGUUCCUCUCAAGAAAAUUAAUCAUGUCGCAUUCAUUGGCAUCCCUGACUGCCACCUACACCGACUCAGAGGGCGAGGACGAAGAAGAUCCUGGCCAUCUUGAGGCAGGGACGGUGACCCUGACCGAAGAGAGCAGCCUGUCGAAACCUCCAUCGCCCAUACAGCCGACUGGCCGACCUAAAAAAAGACGAGCCCAUUUGAACCGACUGGUGUCCUACCAAGAUGAAAACAACGUUUCGACCGAAGGGGAAGACACUGAAAACGAAUACACAGAUGAAGAUGGUGAAGGGGUUGGAUUUGAACAGCCCUCUGAGGUGGAAAACGCCAUGGGUUCGCCAGCUAAAAAGGAGGUACGAAGACCCAUACCUACGGACGUUGAACUUCCUGAGGAGGCGAAAGGAAAAUGCUCAGCCGAACAUCAGGAAAGGGUCAUGAAACAUUUUGAAAAGGUGCAAAAGGGCUUGGACAUGAACUCGAUGAUUCAACGCCGAAAGGACUUUCGCAACCCAAGCAUUUACGAAAAGUUGAUCCUGUACUGCAACAUCAAUGAAUUAGGCACCAACUAUCCACCACACAUGUACGACCCCACGCGCUGGGGUAAAGAUUCAUUCUACGAAGAACUGGCCAAAGUGCAGAAGGUCGAGAUGGACAAGAAAGAAAAGGAGAAGAAGGAAAAGGCCAAGGUGGAGAUUGUGACGGGGACAGCAAGGAAACCGCCCACUCUUCUGCUGUCAGGUGGGGCCAUCGGCCAGAAGACCUCGGCAGCCCUGGCAACAGCAGCCGCCACCGCAGCCACCAUAGAGGAGAAAAGAAAAUCCAAGUGGGACCAGGUCGGAACCGCUGCCUUGACGGCCAACGUGACUGGUACGAAGAGUACAGUAAUUUCAGCGUUCGGUUCGUUGCCGAAGAGACCAAAAUUGUGAGUGGCUAAAGAUUGACAGGAUUUUCAAGCGUGGAAGUGAAAUUAAUCUUGAGGAAAGAGAACUGGAUACAAAUGAACAUACUUUUAUUAUUUAAAUUUGUCGAUAACUAAUCUUAAAUAAGAACCAAGCAAGAACUGA
Molecule: messenger RNA, 1197 nt
Organism: Neocloeon triangulifer
Lineage: Eukaryota; Metazoa; Arthropoda; Insecta; Ephemeroptera; Baetidae
Product: SAP30-binding protein
Exons: 3
Coding region: 160-1059 (299 amino acids)
Biological process (GO): regulation of DNA-templated transcription
Cellular component (GO): nucleus
Source: RefSeq, a predicted model, not a curated record